AUGACAGGCGUCGAUGAACAAGAUGUGUCAGGUCCUCACGCGCCUCUACUGGCAUCAUCACCAGUCUCUUCUGACCAUGACCACGAGCGAGAAACCCUGGCUCCCGAGCUGGAGUACUCAGGAGGGUGGUUCAUAUGGGCGUUGACCUUCUCAGCUGGAAUAAGUGGUCUUCUUUUUGGAUAUGACACCGGUGUCAUUUCAUCUACUUUGGUCACUGUCGAAUCAGAUCUGUCCAAUCGAACCCUGACAACACUCGAUAAAAGUCUGAUCACCUCCUGUACCAGUCUGUUCGCGUUGAUCGCGAGUCCAUUCACAGGUGUAUUGGCGGACAAUUUCGGGAGACGUAAAGUAAUACUCGGCGCAGAUGCCUUGUUUGCACUUGGAGCGGUGGUGCAGGCAUUCACGGGUCAAGUAUGGGGCAUGAUACUUGGACGCAGCAUUGUUGGUCUCGCCGUUGGAAGCGCGAGUGCGGUGACUCCGUUGUACAUAUCUGAGCUAGCUCCAUCUUACGCAAGAGGAAGACUUGUGACUAUACUCAGUCUGUUCGUAACUGGUGGCCAGGUUGUGGCAUACAUUAUCGGGUGGCUGUUUUCCACCAUGCCUGGAGGCUGGCGAUGGAUUGUGGGGAUCGGAGCGUUUCCAGCCUUCUUUCAGCUUGCUAUACUAGUGUUUCUACCUGAGACACCAAGAUGGCUGGCACAAGCUGGAUAUGAUGAACGGGCAAAGGCUGUCUUGACCAAAAUCUAUCAGGAUUGCCCAGGAUGCGACCAAGUGGUGAACCGCUUGAUUCGUGACAUCGGCGAAGAGAUUCAGCAAGAGGAUUCGGAGUUAGAUCGGCCAAAAAGUCGUGAUUCAAAUCCGCAGUGGCUACGUGAUACGCUGCAGCGUGGCCGACAGCUGUUACAUGGGGGUAACAGGAGAGCAUUGAUCAUAGCGAUGAUGUUACAAGCAGUGCAGCAGCUCUGUGGGUUCAACAGCCUGAUGUACUUCUCUGCAACCAUCUUCGAGUCUUUGUCUUUCUCCUCUCCAACGUUGACCUCGCUCUCAGUGGCAAUUACCAACUUCCUCUUCACCCUUCUUGCAUUUGUACUGAUUGACAGGAUUGGACGCCGGCGGAUCCUCCUCUACUCGAUCCCAGUGAUGGUCAUCGCCUUGGUGCUCUGCGCGUUCUCGUUCUCGUCAGUGAAUGGGGCAUGGCAUUCGCAAGCUCCAACCAGCGACCACCCCCAGGAUAGUUCUGGUUCACUUGUGCCAUUUGUCAUCCUCUUCUGUCUUACUAUAUACACAGCGGCCUAUGCUCUCGGACUGGGCAAUGUGCCUUGGCAACAAUCCGAACUCUUCCCUCUGAACGUGCGAUCCCUAGGAUCUGCGCUGGCUACAGCUACCAAUUGGGGAUCGAAUUUUGUUAUUGGUCUUACAUUCUUGCCUCUAAUGGAGUGGAUCUCUCCAUCCUGGACGUUCACCCUCUACGCCGCUGUCUGUGUGAUUGGGUGGUUUGCUGUAUGGAGAAUAUACCCUGAGAUGAGUGGACUUGGUCUUGAAGAGGUCAAGGGUCUUUUAGCUGAUGGGUGGGGAGUGAAAGCAAGCUUGCGGCGUUCUCGGAAUACAUAG
This is a messenger RNA of Penicillium olsonii, 1611 nucleotides long. The record is from the annotation of a GenBank genome assembly. Lineage: Eukaryota; Fungi; Ascomycota; Eurotiomycetes; Eurotiales; Aspergillaceae.